Messenger RNA from Ruditapes philippinarum (Manila clam), 589 nucleotides. RefSeq names its product zonadhesin-like. The record is from RefSeq and is a predicted model, not a curated record. The annotation marks the transcript as partial. The transcript is spliced from 3 exons. Lineage: Eukaryota; Metazoa; Mollusca; Bivalvia; Venerida; Veneridae.
AUGCAUAUAAUGCAUCAUAUUGUUAACAACAUAAACCUGCUGGCAGUAACUGAUAUUCUAGCUAUACAACUUGUACAGAUCACAGACAUGUGUCUACCUUCUUAUUUAGAAUUAAGUACAGUACCAGAAUUUAGUUCAGUACCAGUAUUUAGUACAGAACCAGAAUUUAGGUCAGUACCUUUAUUUAGUACAUUAUCAGAAUUAAGUACAGUACCAGAAUUUAGUACAUUAUCAGAAUUAAGUACAGUACCAGAAUUUAGUACAUUAUCAGAAUUAAGUACAGUACCAGAAUUUAGUACAUUAUCAGAAUUAAGUACAGUACCAGAAUUUAGUACAGUAUCAGAAUUAGAAUUAAGUACAGUACCAGAAUUUAGUUCAGUACCAGUAUUUAGUACAGAACCAGAAUUUAGGUCAGUACCUUUAUUUAGUACAUUAUCAGAAUUAAGUACAGUACCAGAAUUUAGUACAUUAUCAGAAUUAAGUACAGUACCAGAAUUUAGUACAUUAUCAGAAUUAAGUACAGUACCAGAAAUUAGUACAUUAUCAAAAUUAAGUACAGUACCAGAAUUUAGUACAGUAUCAGAAUUAG